AUGAGUGUCGCAGUGCAGCGGCCUCCAUCGUCGUUAGCAGGAGCCUUUUAUGACGACGAGGACGGCGGCGUGAUCAAGAACGUCGACUGGGGGACUGCCACUCCGAUCAACAGCAUCCAUGAAGUUGAGAUCGUCGACCAUGACUUCGGCACGGCUAUAACGAAACGAGGCACAAAGCGCAAGUCGUUGCAGGCCGCCGCCGAAGAGAUCCCAAAGCAUCAGAGUAUAUUGCAACUGCGAGAGUUACGCCAGCGGUUUGCGGUGGUGGAAAGCCAUCCUGUUCCAGAGAUUAGAAAUCCAGAGGAGCUGGUGGUGAAGAUUCAGGCAAUUGGCUUGAACCCUGUAGACUGGAAAUCAGUAGACUUUGCAGGCGUAGUAGUGAAGGCACCCGAAGAUAACAGUGAUGUCGAGAUAGGUGAUAUCAUCCUCUGUCCCUCGACAGACUACAGAGACCUAAGAAAAGCCGCAUAUCAGCAGUACGCCAUCGCCUCAAGUUUCAAUGUCUGCAAACUGCCGAAACAUAUAUCAACAUCGCAAGGGGCAUCGCUAGGUGUAGCGUACGUCGCUGCCACGCUAGCUCUGGGUGUAUGCCUUGGACUGCAGUUACCCUCGAUUGGAGAUUUGGAAGGACCAGAUAUACUCGAGCUUGUAAGACGGACACCGCUUGGACGCAUACCUCGAGACGUCGUACCCGAAUGCAUCGCCAUCGACGAUAAAGAACGGCCCUCAUCCGGAGACUGGAUAGUAAUCUGGGGCGGCUCCUCAACCAGCGCACUUUUCUUAUCUCAAAUCGCUCGUCUCGCAGGGCUGAAGGUCAUCCUGGUCCUUGAUUGCGCGAAGCAUGGAAACCGGGUGCAGGACACCAGCGGGUGCAUCUGCAUAGACAGCCAUGACUCGGAGCGUGCCUCUCGCGUGAUACGAGGCAUCGCUGGAGAUGACCUGCGAUAUGGCAUCGACACAGCCGGGAAGGACACUGCCGCAAGUCUGGCCAAGACUUUGAAGCAAGAGAAGGGAGGUCGAUCCCACCUUGUUGGGCUGGCGGCCCUGCCGAAGGAGAGGCUCGAUGGCGUGGUCUACCAUAACGUACCCGUGAAGCUCUUCCACGAGGUCCCAGAUAUUGGACGCGCGAUCAUGGCGUGGCUGGAACAAGCCUUGAUUUCGCAGACCUUGGAGCUGCCUCGAGUUGAUGAGGUCGCCGGCGGCUUGGGAGGUAUUAACGCAGCACUGGAUCAGAUGCGGGUAGGGAAAGUUUCUGGCCGCCGUCUGGUGGUGCCGUUGUCAUGA
This is a messenger RNA of Zasmidium cellare ATCC 36951, 1284 nucleotides long. RefSeq lists its product as uncharacterized. The transcript is spliced from 3 exons. Bases 1 to 1284 code for a protein of 427 amino acids. The record is from RefSeq and is a predicted model, not a curated record. NCBI's taxonomy places the organism in Eukaryota, Fungi, Ascomycota, Dothideomycetes, Mycosphaerellales, Mycosphaerellaceae. Gene Ontology annotation, molecular function: oxidoreductase activity, acting on NAD(P)H.